UGGAAGCUUCUAGUUUCAGUCUCUCUCUCUCUUUCUUUAGGAGCGGAGAACUCAACAUCUUUCCCUUCUUCUUUUUCUUCAAUUUUGAUUUACACAGAUUACUGUGUGAGAGAGAGCUGUAAUCUUACUAUGAUCAUGAAAGAAGAUCACCAAAAUCGCAAAUCAGAAAGUGGGUUGCGCCAUUUAAGCAAGAUUAUGAACAACUGUAAGUAAGGGUAGGUAAAUCUGAAGUAUUUUUCGAGAUCUCCGAAAUUUUCCUGGUAUUCAUCUUCUCCUUUCCUUCCUUUCAUAGCUUAGGGUUUAUGUCAAAGCAAACAGAGAAAUGGUAUUUCUUCUUAGCACGAAAUCUUCUCUUAAAGCAUUGAAAAACUCUGUUUCAUCACAAUUUAAACUGUUUCCUGUAAUUUCUUCCCUCUCCUGUUAAAAAUGCGUAGAAUUCAAUCUGAAAUCAGUAGUUCUUCUCCUUCUUCAUUGCCAUCUCCAUUUCCACACAAGGAACCAUCUUCUAAAAUAAGUCCAGCUCUUAUUAUUAUCAUAGUUAUAGUAUCAGUUUUGUUCUUCAUAGCUGGUCUUCUUCAUCUUCUACUUAGAUUCUUAAUAAAACACAGAUCUUCUUCACCGACGUCUGAUUCCGGUCGGUACCCAGAAAUGUCAGGUACAGAUACUGUCCAGAGACAAUUACAACAGCUCUUCCAUCAACAUGAUUCUGGACUUGAUCAAUCCUUUAUUGAUUCUCUUCCAGUUUUCAUGUAUAAAGAGAUAAAGGGUUUAAAAGAACCAUUUGAUUGUGCAGUAUGUUUAUGUGAAUUCUCAGAUAGAGAUAAAUUGAGAUUACUUCCAUUGUGUAGCCAUGCUUUUCAUAUUGAUUGUAUAGAUACAUGGUUACAAUCAAAUUCAACUUGUCCACUUUGUAGAGGAAAUCUAUUCACACAAGAUUUCUCUAUUGAAGAAAAUCCAUGUUUUGAUUUUGAACAAGAUGAGUUGAGAGGAGAAGAAGAAGAAGAUGGGGUUCAAGUUCAAGUUCAAUUUUCAUCAUCUGAGAGAGAAAUUGUGAAUGAGAAGAGGGUUUUUCCAGUUAGACUUGGGAAAUUUAAAAGCACAACAAAUGUUGAUAAUGGUGAUGGUGAAACUAGUAGUAGUGAUUUGGGUGCAAGGAGAUGUUAUUCAAUGGGUUCAUUUCAGUAUGUUGUUCAGAAUUCAGAACUUCAAGUGAUUUUGAGAAGAAAUAAUAAUCAUAGAGCUGCUGCUGUUGUUAAUGGAGGAAGUAUGAGAUUGUUAGGGAAGACAAUGAAGACUGUGAAUAAUUGUAAUUCAGACAUUGAUGGUGAAGGGAAAAGGAUUAACAGUAGAAUCAAAGGUGAUAGUUUUUCUGUUUCUAAGAUUUGGUUGUGGUCUAAGAAGGGCAAAUUUCCAACUUCUUCAGAAACCCUAAUGAUGGCUAAUCAUAAUCAUCAAGAUCCUUCACUUCAAAUGAUUUGAAUUCGAGUUUUGUUUUUUUUUUAAAAUUAUUGGGUUUGAUUUCUGUUUAUCUUUUGGAUUAUUAUAUAAUACAAUGAUUAAAGGUUGGUUUGA
This is a messenger RNA of Impatiens glandulifera, 1572 nucleotides long. Its product is annotated as RING-H2 finger protein ATL46-like. The coding region runs from base 427 to 1479 and encodes 350 amino acids. Lineage: Eukaryota; Viridiplantae; Streptophyta; Magnoliopsida; Ericales; Balsaminaceae. The transcript has a single exon. The record is from RefSeq and is a predicted model, not a curated record.